Morchella sextelata is the source of this 1314-nucleotide messenger RNA. RefSeq lists its product as uncharacterized. Gene Ontology annotation, cellular component: cytoplasm. The transcript is spliced from 4 exons. Gene Ontology annotation, biological process: ubiquitin-dependent protein catabolic process; protein deubiquitination. Bases 1 to 1314 code for a protein of 437 amino acids. NCBI's taxonomy places the organism in Eukaryota, Fungi, Ascomycota, Pezizomycetes, Pezizales, Morchellaceae. Gene Ontology annotation, molecular function: cysteine-type deubiquitinase activity. The record is from RefSeq and is a predicted model, not a curated record.
AUGUCUGAGUCUUCUACAAAAAAGCAGCGCACGCAAUCACCAUUUGCCCCAGCGGUCAACGAAUUACACAACUUCAAGCGCACAUGGCCCAACUGGUGCACCGUGGAGUCUGAACCGGUUAUUUGGACUCAGCUGUUGCGAGAUGUCGGUGCGCGGAAUACUGAAGUUGUAGAAGUUUAUACUAUUGAUGAAGAGGGCUUCGCAGUUGUAACGCCUGCUCAUGGUAUCAUAUUCUGCAUGGUUUUCAACACAAAGUACGAUCCAUCGGAGCAAGAAGUUGUCUGUCCCGAGGGACUUUGGUUCGCAAAUCAAGUCGAAGACAAUGCUUGUGGGACCUAUGCGAUCAUGAAUAUAAUCAUGAACUCUCCCGACGUUGAGCUGUCUACGGAACUUACCAAUUUUAAAGAAUACAGUAAGGCUCUUACUCCGCCACACAAAGGCCUUGCCGUAGCCAGCUUUGAAUUCCUAAAGAGUGCGCACAAUUCGUUCGGGCGUAGAACCGAGAUGGAUGACCUGGAUUUGAACCAGGCCGACGCCUAUAAAGCCUCGAGGCGGGGUAGGUCUAAGUCUGAAAAGAGGAAGAAAGGCAAAAAGAAUGCCGAUGAAGACGACGAAGAUGGAGAGAUUGACGAGGAUAACAUGGCGUAUCAUUACAUCGCUUAUGUCCACGUCGACGGUGCGAUUUGGGAGCUCGAUGGCUUGAAAAGACAGCCUGUAAAAUUCGAAACCUGCGAACACAAAGAUUGGCUCAAGGCUAUAGGCCCCAGACUUCAUGAGCGUAUCGCAUUAUAUCCCAAGACUCUUGAGCGUUUCACCUGCCUGGCACUCGUUCCUGAGCGCCUCCCUAUUUACCGCAAAGAACUUGUUUUCAAUGCAAAGAUUCUGGGUGCUAUCGAAGCACGACUCCAAGAGGUUAACCCUGAAUGGCACAGCUUCGUUACCAAAGAUUCACACGAGGGCAUCUACACCGAAGCUCUGACCGAAUCUGUGGAAGAAUCUGCCGAGGUCCUCAAGAUCAAGUCUCUCACCAGUAGUGAGACUCUCAUUGAGUACUAUAAUAAAUUUUGUAUUGAACAGAGGGACAUUAAGCACAAGAUCUCCGAAGCCGAAAAGGAAGCGUAUGAGAAUUCUGUCACAACUGAGAGAACCAGACACGACUACGAGCCUUUCAUACGUGAAAUGUCAAGGAUUUUGGCAAGGAAUAAGCAAGCAAGGGACAUUCUCGAGCCGGACUGGGCAGAAAAGGCCACGAAGAGGAAGAAGAGGGGUGUUGCGAAUAGAUCCGCGCGCGGUCGACCUAGGAGCAAAAACUAA